GAGUCUCCCAAUACAUAUGAGCUGUGUGUACUACACGUCAUAUCUCCAAUGUAAGGUGAACUUUGCUUUCCAGACAUGCAGCUCAUCCUUCCCUCCUCCCCUUUCUCAUGAUGCAGAGGAAAUCCAGUCUGCAAUCCGCAUCAGUCACUGGGGGCACCUGUGCAACCAGGCAACUGCCACAAUAGCAAAAGCUGCUCGGCCGAGGAAUUGGGAGCUGCCAGUCGGGGAGUGGGGAAAGGUCGCACGAUGGACGCUCACCUGCUGCAUCUGCUGCUGCUGCGAUUGGGAGCGGAAUGAGCGCGUCUGGGAGCUGUCCUUUCAGCACUCGAGCUCUCCGCGUCGGUUUCAUUCCUUCUGUUGUUUGUAGCGCAGACAACAAGGUCUUUCCCAACAGCAACAUCGGGAAUCCUCGUCGCACCGACAUGGGAAGCGCCUUUGGAAGUUGGGCUGCUGGAUUCCGUGGCGUUUCUUCUAAACUUCAAGCGAUAGUAGCAGGUCGGUAGAAGCAGACAGACAGGGUGAGACCUCAGCAUGACAGAGAAGAUCCUCAUGGGUUUGACCGACACUGGCUUUGAGGAUACCGAGAUCAGUAUCAAUGUUGGGGGUUAUAAAAAGAGACUACCUUACGACACUUUGCUGAGAUUUCCAGAGACUAGACUUUGCAAGCUCUUAGCCUGUCGCUCCAAGGAAUCUAUCCUGGAACUGUGCGAUGAUUAUGAUGAUGCAAAGAACGAGUUUUACUUUGACAGGAACCCAGAAUUGUUCCCCUACGUGCUGCAUUUCUACAAUACUGGCAAACUCCAUGUCAUGGGGGAGCUUUGCGUCUUCUCCUUCUGUCAAGAGAUCGAGUACUGGGGGAUCAAUGAAUUCUUCAUAGACUCCUGCUGUAGCUACAGUUAUCAUGGGAGGAAAGUGGAACCUGAGCAAGACCAGUGGGAAGAAAACAGUGAGAGGGAAAGCACCACAUCUUCCUUUGAUGAGAUCUUGGCAUUUUACCAUGAUGCUGCCAAGUUUGACAGACAGCCACUGGGGUACAUUAGGAGAAGACUUUGGUUGGCUUUAGAUAACCCUGGCUACUCCAUCCUGAGCAGAAUAUUUAGCAUCCUUUCCAUUUUGAUAGUCCUUGGAUCUAUUGUGACCAUGUGCCUCAACAGCUUGCCAGAAUUCCAGGUGGCCAAUUCCAAUGGCAGUGUAGAAGAAGACCCUCAGUUUGAGAUAGUGGAACAUUUUGGCAUAGCUUGGUUCACCCUUGAACUGGUGGUGCGCUUUGCAGUCUCCCCUGACCUGAGCCUGUUCUUCAAACACCCACUGAACAUUAUAGACUUAAUAUCUAUAGCUCCAUUUUACAUAACUUUGAUAGUCAAUAUGGUGGUUGAGAGCAGCCCAACUCUUGUGAAUCUAGGAAAAGUGGCCCAAGUACUCAGACUUAUGAGGAUCUUUCGCAUCCUGAAACUUGCCAGACAUUCUACCGGCCUGAGGUCUCUAGGGGCCACAUUAAAGUACAGUUACAGGGAAGUGGGACUGCUGCUGCUCUAUCUGUCUGUUGGGAUUUCAGUAUUUUCAGUUGUGGCUUACACUAUAGAAAAAGAAGAAAACGAUGGGCUGGCCACCAUUCCAGCCUGCUGGUGGUGGGCCACAGUAAGCAUGACUACAGUAGGGUAUGGAGAUGUCGUGCCAGGUUCUAUCGCUGGCAAACUAACUGCCUCAGCUUGUAUAUUGGCUGGUAUCUUGGUUGUUGUCCUCCCCAUCACCUUAAUAUUCAAUAAGUUCUCUCAUUUUUAUCGAAGGCAAAAACAACUGGAGAAUGCAAUGAGGAGCUGUGAUUUUGGGGAUGGGGUAAAAGAGGUGCCAUCUGUAAACUUAAGAGAUUACUAUGCUCAUAAAGUAAAAUCUCUCAUGGCAAGCCUCACAAAUAUGAGUAAGAGUACUCCGAGCGAACAAAGUCUCACUGACUCCAUUCAUUAGUCCAGAUUAAAGGCAGUGUCUUCAGUAUGUCCAGAGGCAACGAACCCUGCAAUGAUAAUGAUGUGUCUGUAAGUAAGUGUUGCCCCCUCACUCUCUAAUUGCUCUGUUGUGAGUUCACUGUCUGAAACAGAGUCAUUGGUGGAGAAUAAUGAAGGGAGGCUUAGACCCCCCUCCCCCCAAAAAAAAGACCAACUACAAUAUGUUCAUAUAUACAAAUUUAUGUUCUCCGAUGGCAAGCCUUUAAAUGGUAGCCCACCAUUACAAAGCCUAGACAAAGCCUUGAGCAUUGAACGCAUGAAUAGACAAGGUAAUAAAAAGCAAAGAAAAACACAGUGAUUAAAAGGAUCAGUAACACCAACAAUAAUGAAACAUUAAGAAAUAUCUAUAAAUCAUGAUUUUUUUUUUCAAAUUUAAGAAUACAUUAAGUUUAACCCUUUUGACACUUUAAACUUGCCACAACACAUGGUGCCAGACAUAGAUAAAA
Messenger RNA from Xenopus laevis (African clawed frog), 2449 nucleotides. RefSeq names its product potassium voltage-gated channel subfamily S member 2 (gene kcns2.L). The transcript is spliced from 2 exons. NCBI's taxonomy places the organism in Eukaryota, Metazoa, Chordata, Amphibia, Anura, Pipidae. The record is from RefSeq and is a predicted model, not a curated record. The coding region runs from base 532 to 1965 and encodes 477 amino acids.